Cydia strobilella is the source of this 714-nucleotide messenger RNA. RefSeq lists its product as uncharacterized. Lineage: Eukaryota; Metazoa; Arthropoda; Insecta; Lepidoptera; Tortricidae. Bases 27 to 677 code for a protein of 216 amino acids. The transcript has 3 exons. The record is from RefSeq and is a predicted model, not a curated record.
CGUCGGAAGGACCCGUACAUACCACUAUGAGCUCAGGCUUCUCUCCUACGAAAAUAGAUGGCGUUUCGACUACGACAACUGUAACGGACGGACCUACCACCUCUUUUGGUUCAACAGAUGAAGUUACAACUUCAACGACAGCAGGAGACACAUUAUCGACAACGGAUUCAAGUAUACCUAUUGCAGUCGCAUAUAAAACAGGAGCUAAAACACAAAGUGAUAAAUCAACUACUUCGUCAACCACUCUUACAUCGGAAGAACCCCGACCGUCAUCCGUAGCUGACAAGUCUACCACGCUUGCAGAACCAACUACGGAAAAUUCGUUCGUAACUCCAUUAACUACAAUAAAAGAAGAAGCAAUUACUCCAGAUACAACUAUAACACCUAAGAAAAUAACAACUAUAACCCCUAAGGCAAUAACAACGGAAGAAAGCAAGCCGACUACACUAACGGACUCUGUUUCAACUACUACGGAAAGAACAUCUGCUGACAAACUUGGAUCUGGACAUGAAAUUAAUUACAGUGUCUACGGAUACCUGGCUCUGUCUCUCCUGUUGGCUGCUAUUGUCAUCUGGAUCAGCUAUAUGAUAUACACUAGACAUCAAGCGAACAGUUAUGUCUUACCACCGCCUGCCCCAGAGGCUACGCCACUCAACCACAUCACAACUGCCGCGUAGUCAUGACGGAGUUUAAACAACCAGUGGCGUAACUAGG